Sphaeroforma arctica JP610 is the source of this 2341-nucleotide messenger RNA. RefSeq names its product asparagine synthetase. Gene Ontology annotation, molecular function: asparagine synthase (glutamine-hydrolyzing) activity. Bases 182 to 1921 code for a protein of 579 amino acids. Lineage: Eukaryota; Ichthyosporea; Ichthyophonida. Gene Ontology annotation, cellular component: cytosol. The transcript is spliced from 6 exons. The record is from RefSeq and is a predicted model, not a curated record.
CGCGAGAGAGUGGCCAGAGGAAAUUAAGAACCAUAGAACUAUAUUUUGAAAUUUUACUUUCGUGUACAUAGCGAGAGUGUGAACAUUUUAGUAUACAUACCUGGCACCGUCUUUAUUUACUACCAUAUCGGUGCUAACUAUUCUUGGAGCACUUUAUUGCGAUCGACGAUUCAAAUAGAAUAUGUGUGGAAUACUUUGUUGUAUGGGCUCGACCCUAGAGCCUCGCGGCCUGCGCGAGAAGAUGCUCAAACUAUCGCGUAGAAUGAGACACCGUGGACCCGACUGGUCUGGUAUGCAUAUGCAACACCCUGCCGGAAACACUCAGGCGACGACUAUCCUUGCACACGAGCGAUUGUCCAUUAUCGAUCCCGAAUCAGGAGCUCAGCCUCUAUUCGCCAACCAGAUGGAUGUCUGCCUUUCUACCAACGGAGAAAUUUACAACCACGAGAAGCUUAGGGCCAAGUUCGUCCCUGAUGCCAAGUUCACCACCGCGUCUGAUUGUGAGGUCAUUGCUCACAUGUACGCCAAGAUGGGCGCACAAUGUGUUCAGUACCUCGAUGGCAUGUUCGCUUUCGUAGUGUCGUGCGAGUCCACCGGAGAGUUCAUUGCCGCUCGUGACCCAAUUGGAAUUUGCCCUCUGUACUACGGACGCAGUGGUGAUGGUGCUAUGUGGUUCUCCUCCGAGAUGAAGUCAUUGCACGAUGAGUGUGUGAGCUUUGAAUCAUUCCCUCCCGGACACUACUACGAUUCUAAGUCAGACGAAUUCGUAGCCUACUACAAACCCAAGUUCUGGGACCUAGACUGGUGUCCCGAACCCAGCGAAACUCCCGAGAUGCCCCCACUUGAGCAGCUUCGUGAAGCAUUCGAAGCAGCCGUUGAGAAGCGACUCAUGUCUGAUGUCCCUUACGGUGUGCUAUUGUCCGGCGGAUUAGAUUCUUCACUGGUGGCCUCGGUCGCGUCGCGCAAGAUUGCCGCACGUCAGGCAGAGGCGAGCGAUUCACACGACACGCGUGUGAUGACCACCGGUCUGCACUCGUUCUCUGUGGGACUUGUGGGAUCACCCGAUCUGAUUGCGGCGAAGAAGGUGUCAGAGUUCCUGAAGACCAAGCAUCACGAGUUCACAUUCACGAUCCAGGACGGUAUUGACGCGCUCAGGGAUGUGGUCUACCACUUAGAGACAUACGAUGUGACGUCUAUCCGUGCGUCUACACCCAUGUACUUGAUGUCGCGUAAGAUCAAAGCUCUGGGUGUGAAGAUGGUGCUGUCGGGCGAGGGAGCCGACGAGAUCUUCGGUGGAUACCUGUACUUCCACAAGGCGCCUAACAGAGAGGAGUUACACAAGGAGACCGUGCGCAAGCUGCAAGCGCUGCACUUGUACGAUUGCAACAGAGCCAACAAGUCUACCGCCAGUUGGGGUGUCGAGGCUCGUGUGCCGUUCUUGGACCAGGACUUCAUGAACGUGGCCAUGACGCUCGACCCCGCCUUCAAGAUCAUUGGCGGCAAGGACUGGGAUGGACAGAAGAAAAUCGAGAAGUGGGUUAUGCGCAAGGCGUUCGAUACCAAGGAGAACCCUUACCUACCCGAGGAGGUACUCUGGAGACAGAAGGAACAGUUCAGUGACGGUGUAGGAUACGGGUGGAUCGAUGGGCUACAGGAUCAUGCUGCUGUGACGGUCAGUGAUCAGCAGUUGAAGACAGCGAAGCAUCGUUUCCCACACAAUACCCCUGGAACCAAGGAGGCAUACUUAUACCGCACUAUCUUCGAAGAGCUCUACCCCGAGAAGCCCGCAGCAGAGACUGUCCCCGGAGGACCAUCUGUCGCGUGCAGUACCGCCAUUGCAGCUGAAUGGGAUGCUAGUUGGAAGGGCAAGGAAGACCCCAGUGGUCGCGCUGUUGGUGUGCACGAGUCGGCGUACGAGUGAUCAGUAUAGCAUAACUUAGCAUGGCAUGCCUUCGAAUGUAGAUACACAGGGUAUGUGCAGCAUGCUCACAUCUCUGAAUUUGGGGAUUGCAUAUCUGCGGAACUCAGAUGACGUGGGCAAGAUGGCCGCGUGAGAUGUCUUUUCGAAGGGACUGCAUACAUGUUAAAAAUUAUAGAAUAGAAAAGUUUGCCGGCGGCAAUAUAGUUAGUCCUUCCUCUUGUAAAUAGCCGUGCCGCUGUGCGACAUUGACUGUACGAUAUUUAAAUCGAGUACUGUACUGAUUCCUGGGAGUAUUCCGGAGAUGAUUCUAUUAACAUCAGAGUUUUACCUGAUAUGUGAAAUAAAUAUAGUAUCCGACGAACAACGAACAUGUAUGUACGUACAUUCGUGCACUCCGAUAUAAAAUGAGCAUGGCUGAUA